This is a messenger RNA of Paramacrobiotus metropolitanus, 1010 nucleotides long. RefSeq lists its product as uncharacterized. Lineage: Eukaryota; Metazoa; Tardigrada; Eutardigrada; Parachela; Macrobiotidae. The record is from RefSeq and is a predicted model, not a curated record. The coding region runs from base 15 to 977 and encodes 320 amino acids. The transcript has a single exon.
CCGGUCUAGUCAGCAUGCUCCACUACGUCGACGACUACCUAUUUGUUGGUAAGCCCGGUAGUGAUCAGUGUAACACAAUGAUGUCCACCAUGACUCAGACGUGCAGUGAGCUCGGGGUCCCUUUGGCACACGACAAGACCGAAGGGCCCGCGACUCAGCUGACGUUCUUGGGUAUCCGGCUGGACUCUGUCCGACAAACCCUCAGCCUCCCCGACGACAAGCGACAGAGCAUUGAGGAAGCGCUGAAAGAAUGGAGCAACCGCAGCCAUUGCACCAAACAGCAGCUUCAAAGCCUAAUCGGAAUACUCACGUUUGCCACGAAAUGCGUUCCAGCGAGCCGCCUGUUCACACGGCGGAUGAUCGCCCUGCUCACCGACAACCGCCACGAACGGGUCAUCGCCCUCAACCGCGAAUUCCGUAAGGACCUUGAAUGGUGGAAAGAAUUUCUUCCAGCCUGGAACGGCACUGCGUCCUUUAUACAGCCAGAUUGGACAAGGUCCGACGUCCUUGACCUUUACACAGACGCGUCGGGAACUCUCGGGCUGGGCGCAUAUUUUCAAGAGUCGUGGUUCCAACUACGCUGGCCACCGUGGAUUCUGCAGCGGAAGCCGUGUAUUGAAUACCUUGAGCUGAUACCCAUACUUCUAAGCCUAAUUGUUUGGGGCUCAAAACUACGCGGCAAGCGGGUCAUUUUCCACUGCGACAACGAAGGCGCCACCUAUGCCUGGGAAAAUCUCCGCUCCACCAAUGCUGGCGUACUAGAUCUUAUGCGCCGAAUGUUAAAGGCCGCCGCUUGCGCUAAUAUGACCUUCACGUUGAAACAUAUACGCGGUGUUAAUAACGCAGUUGCUGACUCUUUAUCCCGUUUUCAGCUGCACAGAUUCCGAGCGCUCGCACCAACAGCGUCGGAACGACCGGAUCCAUGCCCGGAUAUCUUUCCGCAGCUUUUAAUGGCGUACAGCGGACAAGCGCCCUAAGCGACCUCCUGCAUGCUCACAUUGCCAGCUCCA